CGUAAACUUCCCCUCUCCGACACAACAAUACAACAUGGCGGCGCCCUGGUUCAAUAUGAAGCCGACAACUCGCAGCCGACAAACUUUAGUUUUGCCAAUUUUGGCCUUUAUCCUGAUUAGUGUUUUACAUACAGUUGUAAGUCACGGCCAUGCACACGAUCAUGGGCAUGGCCAUAGCCACGAACACGCUCACAGUGACGAAGCGCCUUCGUUCAAGUACAGUCAAGCUGCGAACGAUCCGCCUGCUAAGGAACAAGCAAAGAAAGUUGUUCAUGAUCAUGGACACGGGCAUGCACACGACCAUGGACAUGCACACGCUCACCAUGGACACGCACACGAUCACGGACAUGCUCACGAGCACCACGGACAUGCUCAUGCCCAUGGACAUUCUCACAACAGUAAAGAUCAUGGAAGCGCAGGUUCCACAAAGUCAGCCUCCAAAGACUCGAGUAACCUGUGGAUCAAAGCCAUUCUUGCAACUGCAGGCAUCAGUGUAGCGCCAGUAUUCAUUCUCUUAUUUAUACCCCUUGAAAAUGCAGAUGAGCAUCAACAGCUCUUGAAGGUUUUACUUAGUUUUGCAUCUGGAGGACUUCUGGGAGAUGCAUUUUUACAUUUGAUUCCCCACGCUAUCUCUCCUCAUUCACAUGGAGGAGAUGAGGACGGGCAUCAGCAUGCUCAUUCACAUGACCAUGGUCAUUCUCACGGUGCCCACAGCCACGAUAUGAGUGUCGGCCUGUGGGUUUUAGGUGGUAUCAUUGCUUUUCUCAUGGUUGAAAAGUUUGUUCGUUUCAUCAAAGGUGAGCAAGGCCAUGGGCACGGACAUUCACAUGGUGCUGUGAAAAGCUCGUCAAGUACGUCAGAAGGAUCAAGUGAGAAGAAACCUAAAGCCGAAGGCAAAAAGAAAGGAAAGGCCAAAGAGAGUGAUGAUGAAGAUGACAAAAAUAAGGAGAAGGAAGCGGAUAAAUCAGACGCCAGCGAUCAGGUCGUUCCGGCUUCAGACAUCAAAGUGGCCGGGUACUUGAAUCUAGCCGCAGACUUCGCGCACAACUUCACGGAUGGACUUGCCAUUGGAGCCUCCUUCCUGGCCGGACAAAACAUUGGGAUCAUCACAACAAUCACAAUCUUCCUUCAUGAGAUCCCGCAUGAAAUUGGAGACUUUGCUAUCCUCAUACAGUCGGGAUGUUCAAAGAGAAAGGCCAUGAUGCUCCAGUUCUCCACGGCCAUCGGAGCCAUGCUGGGUACACUGAGCAGCCUUCUGAUGGAGGGCAUCAGCGACACAGCCACCGCCUGGAUCCUGCCCUUCACCGCCGGGGGCUUCAUCUACAUCGCCACCGUGUCCGUGAUCCCAGAGCUGCUGGAGGACACCAAGAUAGGGCAGAGCAUCAAGGAGAUCCUGGCCCUGCUCACCGGCGUCUUCAUGAUGGUGCUCAUCGCUCAGUACGAGUAGAUCUGUGGCGUCGCUGGCCUAGUGGUUAGGCUGCUGGACUCGUUAUCGUGAGGUUGCGGGUUCGGCGGUUCGAGCCUCGGGCGGG
Messenger RNA from Aplysia californica (California sea hare), 1532 nucleotides. RefSeq names its product protein catecholamines up. Gene Ontology annotation, molecular function: zinc ion transmembrane transporter activity. The coding region runs from base 35 to 1447 and encodes 470 amino acids. NCBI's taxonomy places the organism in Eukaryota, Metazoa, Mollusca, Gastropoda, Aplysiida, Aplysiidae. Gene Ontology annotation, cellular component: membrane. The transcript has 3 exons. Gene Ontology annotation, biological process: intracellular zinc ion homeostasis; zinc ion transmembrane transport. The record is from RefSeq and is a predicted model, not a curated record.